Molecule: messenger RNA, 29965 nt
Organism: Coregonus sp. 'balchen'
Lineage: Eukaryota; Metazoa; Chordata; Actinopteri; Salmoniformes; Salmonidae
Source: the annotation of a GenBank genome assembly
ACGAGACUGGAACGGGACACUAACGGGACCCGAGGUGAGCACGCACACUUUAAACUCCAUCUACGAGAGAUAAAGGCAGGGACAACGGGGUACUCAUUCACCAGUAAAGAACGCACGCGGAAAAGUCAGUUCGAAAGGAUGUGCGUGGUUCCGCGCGGCCAGAUGUGACCUAACGGCUUUCAUCUACUGUGCGUAGGUUUUGCUCUCUCUCUUUCUCUCUCUCUCUCUCUCUCUCUCUCUCUCUCUCUCUCUCUCUCUCUCUCUCUCUCUCUCUCUCUCUCUCUCUCUCUCUCUCUCUCUCCUCUCUCUCUCUCUCUAUCUAUCUAUCUCUCCAGUGUUUAUUACGCAGCGCUGCAUGGUUCAGAUGGUUGUAAUGGAUGUACCUUACGCAGGUAGCUCAGAGGCACACACACACACACUGGCAGCAUCAGCAUCUCCACGAGUGCCGCUUUGUGCAUCAUUACCAUCAUUUUAUAACGGAGAUUCUGAGGACCAGAUUGACACUUUCAGAGUUGGUAGAUAUUGUAUAGAUACCUAAUGCUUUAAACGGAUUAUUGGACCUAGCCUAUAAACCUUUCCGUUAGGCUAUUAUAUUUUAUUACAGCUGGUUUGUGUUAGCCGUUAACGGCCCCGGUGACUUGUUGAUAGAAAGCCAACCGCAGCCCGGGUAGCAGGCUUACGCGGCGUCAUCAGUCCCAGUAUUGAUUUACCGCUGCGGUUUGGUCUCUAUGAUAGAUGAGAUUGGCUGUUACUGUUCAUACCAGCACCGAGGACAACCCGGGAGGGCGAGCACUACACACACAACAAACACACACACACACACACACACACACACACACACACACACCAACACUACACACACACACACAAACACACACAAACGACACGAAACCACACACACACACACACACACGCACACCACAAACACACACACAUCCACACACACACACAUCACCACCACAGCGCACCACACAUACAACACACACAUACACACACACACACAGGCACACACACACACAGCACUUUACAAUGCACGUUCUGACACAUUGCUGCGGUCUGGACCAAGCAUGGCUAUCUGUAUGGAAACUUCUCGCUCUCUACUCUCUCUCCUCUCUCUCUAUAUCGAUCUCUAUCUCUAUCUAUAAUACUCGAUCUCUCUAUAUGAUCUGAGCUCUCUCCUCUCUCUAUCUCGCUCUUCUCCCGCUUCUCCUCUCUCUCUCUCCUCUCUCUCUCACUCAGCAGAACAGAGUGGUAGCAGUUAGCAGACAGACAGUGGGUUGAAGAGAAAGAUGUGGUCAGAUAGAGCUGAUGGAAUUCCACUUUGGUUUGGAGACUGUAGUUAAAUAGGCUGGUUUUGGCUUAUUGUUGUGACAGUUGUUUAUUGCUGGAGGAGAGGAGAGGGGGAGAUGGGGAGAGGAGGGGAGAGGACAGGAGAAGAGGUGUCUACUUUUUCAUUCACGCUAUCUUUCCACUUUUUCCCUCACCCCCCCCCCUCUCAUCUCUAUCUCUCUCUCUCAUCUCUCUCUCAUCUCUCUCUCUCUCUAUAUCUCUCUCUCUCUCUCUCUGACCCUCUUUAUCCCUCUCCCUCUCUCCCCCCUAAUCUGUGAAUAGUAGAACGUGUGAGGGUUAGUGUGCGUUUGAAUUACAUUAUGUAAGACAAUAUAUUAACAUAUUGUCAUAUUCAUAGCCUUUUUAUCAUCCUCAUAGAAGGUCUGUGUGCAUGUGCACGUGCCUGGUAAUAUUGAUAAAUUGCAUUUACACUGUAAGUGUGUGUGAGUCAGGUGUGAUGCGUGUGUGUGUUUUUAUAAGAUAGAGUAAUGUACACAGUGGAUAAACUGGGGGAAUGACCUUGAGGGUGUGUUUUAGUCUUAGAUUACUCUUCUACUCACACAUGCACAUGCAUAUGUAUAUACACACACACGAGUCACGACACACAUGCACGCACACACCAUGUUUGUGACUCCUGCAUAGGCUAUUUUGACCAAUAACAGUUCAAUGCAUUUCCAGAGUCAAUAGAAUUACUACUCAUAGUGAGAGUAUGGGAUGUCCUGAGAGGCAGUUUAAUGUUGGCCUAACUCUCUUUGUGAGCAAGUCUGAAUCCCUAGGAAUUGUCCUAAUUGUGAUUCCACUCUGAAGCUGUGUGUGCGUGGAUAUGAAUUAAAAUAUAAUUAUAGAAAAUAAUGGUAUUUAGCCUUACCUGGCUUAUAGAGGGGGAAUGAUAUUGAUCUAUAAAUGAAAUGUCCUAAAAUGUAGUGUUCCAUAUGUUAUGUCUGAAUAGAACUUCUGAGAGGGGCUGGCUGCUGACUGGUUCUAGAGAAUUACUGAGAGAGAGAAAGAGAGAGAACGUAUCCUAGCCAGCAAAUCUCAGAGAAUUACUGAAGAAAGAGAGAACGAGAGGGUGAGGGAAAAAGAGAGAGAAAGAGCGAGAGAAAGAGCGAGAGAGUGGGGAGAAUUAACUCUGGUUUCUCCCCAUUGUCAACCAGUGCUAUUUGAAGCUAUAACCCAGUUACAGCGCAUGCGUGUGUGUGUGUCAGUGCGGAGAGACUUGAGAUAGGGAGACUUAAGGAAAGGGAGAGAGAGAGACAAAGAUGGAUGAAGGAAUUGAUGAGAAUGGAGAAUAGAGGUCAGAAUGUGUGAGAGAAAAAGUAUGUGAAUGAGAGAGAAUAAAGGAUUUCAGCGGAGCGGAGUGGAAGAAAGAGACCUAGGAGUCAGGGCACCGGGAAUCCAAUUUUAGUUAUUUUAUUUUCUUGUAGGGCUCCAAAGAGCAAAAUGCUAAAAUCUUGAAAAUAAAUAAAUAAAGUAGUUUCACCAAAAGCAAACACUGGCUUGUGGCCUAGACCAGGGAUUGUCAAACGUUUUGGGGUUAGGGACCCCUUUUGUGAUAGCAAAUUCAUCAGGGACCCCCUCAUAAUUAGAACACAACUCAAGUGCAAUAGAAAUAGCCUAACAUUUGUUUUACUAUGAUGUCUGCAGUGCAUGGCUGGACAAACCAUGGUCACGUUCCCCUGUUUAGACGUUACGUGCAUAAACCAAUGGUUGCGUGCCACAUCAUCGACUGUGUCAUCGACUGACAUAUUGCUAUAACAUAUGAUGUUGUUAGCUGAUACUUAAAAUACCUUUGUUGUAAGAUCUGGCAGGUAUCAGCAACGCCUGGGCAGAGGAACAUGCCUCAAGUCUCUUGGCAUUGGAGAGAAAAUGUUGCAGUUUUCAAGCCAAUUUCCUGCAAUUCUACACAUUUUUUCAUGGGGCAGAGAGAUGUUUUGUUGUUGUUGCAACUUUAAAGAUACACUAUAUAUACAAAAGUAUGUGGACACCCGUUCAAAUUAGUGGAUUCGGCUAUUUCAGCCACACCCGUUGCUGACAGGUGUAUUAAAUCGAACACACAGCCAUGCAAUCUCCAUAGACAAACAUUGGCAGUAGAAUGGCCUGUACUGAAGAGCUCAGUGACUUUCAACGUGGCACCGUCAUAGAAUGGCACCUUUCCAACAAGUCAGUUCGUCAAAUUUCUGCCCUGCUAGAGUUGCCCCGGUCAACUGUAAGUGCUGUUAUUGUGAAGUGGAAACAUCUACUAGCAACAACGGCUCAGCCGCGAAGUGGUAGGCCACACAAGCUCACAGAACGGGACCGUUGAGUGCUGAAGUACGCGUAAAAAUCGCCUGUCCUCGGUUGCAACACUCACUACCGAGUUCCAAACUGCCUCUGGUAGCAACGUCAGCACAAUAACUGUUUGUCGAGAGCUUCAUGAAAUGGGUUUCCAUGGCCGAGCAGCCGCACACAAGUCUAAGAUCACCAUGCACAAUGCCAAGCGUCGGAGUGGUGUAAAGCUCGCCGCCAUUGGACUCUGGAGCAGUGGAAACGCGUUCUCUGGGGUGAUGAAUCACGCUUCACCAUCUGGCAGUCUGACGGAUGCAUCUGGGUUUGGCAGAUGCCAGGAGAACUCUACCUGCCUGUAAAGUUUGGUGGAGGAGGAAUAAUGGUCUGGGGCUAUUUUUCAUGGUUCAGGCCCCUUAGUUCCAGUGAAGGGAAAUCUUAACGCUACAGCAUACAAUGACAUUCAAGACGAUUCUAUGCUUCCAACUUUGUGGCAACAGUUUGGGGAAGGCCCUUUGCUUUUUCAGCAUGACAAUGCCCCCGUGCACAAAGCGAGGUGCAUGCAGAAAUGGUUUGUCGAGAUCGGUGUGGAAGAACUUGACUGGCCUGCACAGAGCCCUGACCUCAUCCCCAUGGGAUGAAUUGGAACGCUGACUGCGAGCCAGGCCUAAUCGCCCAACAUCAAUGCCCGACCUCAGUAAUGCUCUUGUGGCUGAAUAAAAGCAAGUCCCCGCAGUAAUUUUCCAACAUCUAGUGGAAAGCCUUCCUAGAAGAGUGGAGGCUGUUAUAGCAGCAAAUGGGGGGACCAACUCCAUAUUAACUUUUGGCCAUGUAGUGUAAUAUCCUGCAAUUCUACACAUUUUACCAUAAGGCAGAGAGAACACUUUGCAGUUUUAAAUACAUUUUGGGGAAUAGUGUUGAGUUGAAAAAUGUAUAAUUGGUGUAGUACUGUGUAUACCAAUAUCCCUGUAAGCCUCCCAGGCCCAUGUUGCCCAGGGUUAAGAAUUGUAGAUGUUUAUAUUAAAUUGUAUUGUAUUGUAUUACUCACUUUAAACUUAUUCCACGGAUCCCUUGGCCAAAAGUCGUUUAAUCUGUUGUUAGUAAUAUUAAUAAUAUUAUUAUUUAUGUUUUUAAUUUUAUAUAUAUAUAUAUAUACACUACUGGUCAAAAGUUUUAGAACACCUACUCAUUCAAGGGUUUUUCUUUAUUUGUACUAUUUUGUACAUUGUAGAAUAAUAGUGAAGACAUCAAAACUGUGAAAUAACACAUAUGGAAUCAUGUAGUAACCAAAAAAGUGUUAAACAAAUCAACAUAUAUUUUAUAUUUGAGAUUCUUCAAAUAGCCACCCUUUGCCUUGAUGACAGCUUUGCAAACUCUUGGCAUUCUCUCAACCAGCUUCACCUGGAAUGCUUUUCCAACAGUCUUGAAGGAGUUCCCACAUAUGCUGAGCACUUGUUGGCUGCUUUUCCUUCACUCUGCGGUCCAACUCAACCCAGACCAUCUCAAUUUGGUUGAGGUCGGGGGAUUGUGGAGGCCAGGUCAUCUAAUGCAGCACUCCAUCACUCUCCAUCUUGGUAAAAUUGCCCUUACACAGCCUGGAGGUGUGUUGGGUCAUUGUCCUGUUGAAAAACAAAUGACAGUCCCACUAAGCCCAAACCAGAUGGGAUGGGGUAUCGCUGCAGAAUUCUGUGGUAGCCAUGCUGGUUAAGUGUGCCUUGAAUUCUAAAUAAAUCACAGACAGUGUCACCAGCAAAGCACCCCCACACCCCCACACCAUAACACCUCCUCCUCCAUGCUUUACGGUGGGAACUACACAUGCGGAGAUAAUCCGUUCACCCACACCGCGUCUCACAAAGACACAGCGGUUGGAACCAAAAAUCUCACAUUUGGACUCCAGACCAAAGGACACAUUUCCACCUGUCUAAUGUCCAUUGUUCGUGUUUCUUGGCCCAAGCAAGUCUCUUCUUCUUAUUGGUGUCCUUUAGUAGUGGUUUCUUUGCAGCAAUUCGACCAUGAAGGCCUGAUUCACACAGUCUCCUCUGAACAGUUGAUGUUGAGAUGUAUCUGUUACUUGAACUCUGUGAAGCAUUUAUUUGGGCUGCAAUUUCUGAGGCUGGUAACUCUAAUGAACUUAACCUCUGCAGCAGAGGUAACUCUGGGUCUUCCAUUCCUGUGGCGGUCCUCAAGAUAGCCAGUUUCAUCAUGGCGAUUGAUGGUUUUUGAGACUGCACUUGAAGAAACUUUCAAAGUUCUUGAAAUGUUCAGUAUUGACUGACCUUCAUGUCUUAAAGUAAUGAUGGACUGUUGUUUCUCUUAGCUUAUUUGAGCUGUUCUUGCCAUAAUAUGGGCUUGGUCUUUUACCAAACAGGGCUAUAUUCUACCUACCUUGUAACAACACAAGUGAUUGGCUCAAACGCAUUAAGAAGGAAAGAAAUUCCACAAAUGAACUUUUAAGAAGGCACACCUGUUAAUUGAAAUGCAUUCCAAGUGACUACCUCAUGAAGCUGGUUGAGAGAAUGCCAAGAGUGUGCAAAGCUGUCAUCAAGGCAAAGGGUGGCUAUUUGAAGAAUGUCAAAUUUAAAAUAUAUUUUAAUUUGUUUAACACUUUUUGGUUACUACAUGAUUCCAUAUGUGUUAUUUCAUAGUUUUGAUGUCUUCACUAUUAUUCUACAAGGUUGCUAGUUUGAAUCCCUGAGCUGGCAAGGAGGAAAAAGCUGCUGUUCUGCUAUUGAGCAAGGCAGUUAACCCCCAAAAACUACUCCUGGGCGCUGUGGACCUCGCUUAAGACAGUCCCCCGCAUCGCUCUGAUUCAGAGGGUUUGGGUUAAAUGCAUAAGACACAUUUUGGUUGAAUACAUUCUUCCUGAGAGAAACUCAGAAAUUAAGGUAAUGGUAAUGUUAGAAAAUGUAAACAAAUGUAAAUUAUUAUUUUAAACAGGAAGACAUUUAGACUUGGAUCAGGCUCCGUGCAUUUUGUUUGAUAUGUUUAGCACUUGACUAUGCACCUUUUAAAGCCAAUGUUCCGCGUUCGCGGAGACCGCAUUCACGCUAAACACUUCAUAUGUCGGCUCAAUCAGAAAUUACCUUUAAAUGUCAAGGGAGCUGUAACAGGGAUCUAGCGCUGAUUGGAUUGAAUCCCGGCCUGAAAGCAGUAUGGGAGGAGAGCCAGAGAGAGAGGGAGGGCAGGAAAGGGGGAUAUAAAAGAGACAGGCUUUAAGACUUUACAAUACAAUGCGACUCUCAGUAGCUAAUUAGUGUUAUGUGUUACUCUAGUGAUCCGCCUGAGUGACCAUCGGUUGUUGUUGUUGUCUUGGUUGUUGUUGUUGUUGGUGGUUGUGUGUGUGUGUGUGUGUGUGGUGCAGCCAGCUAUAAGGGAGGCCAUUGUGUGUGUGGACAGUAGAUUGUCUUUCACUGUGCUGGGCUGUGGUGUCACCAGCCUCUAUCAACUACUACAGUGAGAGGAGGGAGAGGGGGAGAACUGGAACACAUCAAUGGUGUAGUGACCGAUAUGGGUGGAGUAGAGUAGGGCAUUGCGUGUUGAUGGUGUUGAACCACAGGGUCUUAGAGUUUGAUUGAAUAUUAGUACUACUCUAACUCACCCUGGCUGCCAGGAACUCUCAACCGUCAAUACACAUCACCACCAUCACCGCUAGGUUCAGGCUCUGGCCGUGUGUGUGUGUGUGUGUGUGUGUGUGCAUUGGACCAGUGCAGACUACAGUGUGCUAAAGCACAUGGUUCGGCUUUUCCCCCACGUGCCUGCAGCUUGGCCUAUUUCCAUGGUAACUAGCCGAGAAAAUUACCACACACACACUCACACACACAGACAUACGCACACACACAAGAUCACAUCAGUUCAGUACUGGAUGUUGUUGUUCUUUUGAGGAAAAUGUCAAUGGGGACAUGAACGUCACACAAAUCCAGUAUGAAUCCAUCUCUAGUUUGUCUCUCUCUCUCUCUCUCUCUCUUUUUUUCUUUCUCUCUCUCUCUCUCUCUCUCGCUCUCUCUGUGUGUGUGUGUGUGUGUGUGUGUGUGUGUGUGUGUUUUAGGCCGCCCAGUGCUGUGGGAUCAGGACGUCGUGAGCAGGCUGUUGAUUGGAGGGUUGUUUACAGCAGGCCGUGCUUCCCAUGGUGACCAGGGGGGAGGGGUUAUGUAAGAGAGGAUUUCUCUCUCCCCCCUCCCUCUGUUUGUCUCUACAUUUCCCUAUUUUGACCCCCCCCCCCCCCCCCCCCCCCCCCCCCCCCCCCGUUCCUCUCUCAUUCUCACCUAAAAUAAUACAGUAUAAUUAGAGUAGCAUAGUCAUAUGCUACUUGCUCCAAUCAACAUAGACAAACAUUGGUUAGGUGUUUAUGUCCUGUCGAUGAUGUAGUGUUGUUAUUAACCGUAUACUAAGUACAGCAAAGUGACUGUCCAGAGGGUACACACUGUGUCUCUUUUAAUGCCCAUGACUGUGUCCUGCUGUAGCCAUCGCUAUAGAAACAGCCCACGCCAUCUUACACACACACACACACACACACACACACCACCACCCGUACACCGCAGCAUCGCUGUGCCCUCUGGCCCGUCGCCAAGGGGUCGCUAUGGCAGCACGGCAACGAGGGGAGGGAGGGCACUGCGGCUCCACUACUGCCCAGUCUGUUACGCAACACACACACACGCGUUUGUUUUACUAUCCUUGUGGGGUACAAACAAUUGAUUUCCUUUCAAAAUCCUAUUUUUCCUAACCCCUAACCCGUAACCCUAAACCUAACCCUUAACCUUAACCCCAAACCCCUAACCCUAAACCUAACCCUAAACCUAAACCUAACCCUAACCCCUAACCCCUAACCCCUAACUCUGGUUAUAACCCUAACCGUAAAACUAACCCCUAAGCCUAAAAUAGCAUUUUUUCCUUGUGGGGACUGGCAAAAUGUCCCCACUUGUCCGAAUUUUCCUUGUUUUACUAUCCUUGUGAGGACUUCUGGUCCCCACAAGGAUAGUAAAACCAAAAACACACACACACACAGUGGCAGCAACAACGCACAGACACAGACAGUGACAGUGACAGUACCCACACAAACGAUUCAGGCAUGUGCGCUGACAUUCACACACACACACACACUGAGUAAUACUGCUCCAAAAUAAGGCUCAGAUAAAACUGACCUAAUAUUUACAUAACAGACAGCUUAUCACUACUCUACUGUCUGACACAAAACUGUCUACAGUACAAUACAGUACUAUACUCAGUGCUAUGCUCGAACUUUCAGGAACAUUUUCAGGCUACAAUAUUGUGAGUAUUAUGGUAUUCCUUGGAGACUUCAGUGCAGUUUUGUGGAGGUAAAAUGUUGCGAUGAUGUAAUAGGCCUAUACGCUGUGAGUGUGUUUCAUUAGAGAUCUAGCUACCUCUGUGUUGAUUGUGUUGUGUGGUUUGUCUCUUGCAGGCAGAGUGAGAGAAGAGAAGAAUCAGGAGACAGAAUAUCGGCAGAAGUAAAGGACUGCAGACACCUGCCAGUCAAGACUUACCUGAAAGAGACCACAGCACUCUCUCCCUCUUUUUACCUCUUCUCUUUAUUUCUCUCUCAAUCCCGCUCUCUCUCUAAUGGGAGUAACUUAGAACAUGUUGUUCCAUCUCAUGCCCCGCCCCCUCCCUGUGUUUCCGUGGUGAUGGAAGCGCCCAGCAGGAAGUGAUGUCGUGGAAGAGGAACUACUUUGCGUCGGGCGGUGGCAGCGGAAGUCCCGGUGGAGGUCUACAGGGCCUGAUCACGACCCCGCGGACUAUGGCCUCCUUUGCCCCGAGUAAAGGACUCAGCAACGAACCUGGACAGAACAGCUGCUUUCUAAACAGUGCCCUGCAGGUACACACACACACACACACACACACACACACACACACACACACACACACACACACACACACACACACACACGUAGUACCAGUAAAAAGUUUGGACACACCUACUCAUUCAAGGGUUUUUCUUAAUUUUUUACUAUUUUCUACAUUGUAGAAUAAUAGUGAAGACAUCAACACUAUGAAAUAACACAUAUGGAAUCAUGUAGUAACCAAAAGAGUGUUAAACUAAUCAAAAUAUAUUUUUACAUUUGAGAUUCUUCAAAUAGCCACCCUUUGCCUUGAUGACAGCUUUGCACACUCUUGGCAUUCUCUCAACCAGCUUCAUGAGGUAGUCACCUGGAAUGCAUUUCAAUUAACAGGUGUGCCUUCUUAAAAGUUAAUUUGUGGAAUUUCUUUCCUUCUUAAUGCAUUUGAGCCAAUCACUUGUGUUGUGACAAGGUAGGGGGGGGGGGGUAUACAGAAGAUAGCCCUGUUUGGUAAAAGACCAAAUCCAUAUUAUGGCAAGAACAGCUCAAAUAAGCAAAGAGAAACGACAGUCCAUCAUUACUUUAAGACAUGAAGGUCAGUCAAAACGGAACAUUUCAAGAACUUUUAACGUUUCUUCAAGUGCAGUCACAGAAACCAUCAAGCGCUAUGAUGAAACUGGCUCUCAUGAGGACCACCACAGGAAUGGAAGAACCAGAGUUACCUCUGCUGCAGAGGAUAAGUUCAUUAGAGUUACCAGCCUCAGAAAUUGCAGCCCAAAGAAAUGCUUCACAGAGUUCAAGUAACAGACACAUCUCAACAUCAACUGUUCAGAGGGGACUGUGUGAAUCAGGCCUUCAUGGUCGAAUUGCUGCAAAGAAACCACUACUAAAGGACACCAAUAAUAAGAAGAGACCUGCUUGGGCCAAGAAACACUGGUGGAAAUGUGUCCUUUGGUCUGGAGUCUGAAUUGGAGAUUUUUGGUUCCAACCGCCGUGUCUUUGUGAGACGCGGUGUGGGUGAACGGAUGAUAUCCGCAUGUGUAGUUCCCACCGUAAAGCAUGGUGGACGAGGUGUUAUGGUGUGGGGGUGCUUUGCUGGUGACACUGUCUGUGAUUAAUUUAGAAUUCUGCAUGGCUACAACAGCAUUCUGCAGCGAUACGCCAUCCCAUCUGGUUUGGGCUUAGUGGGACUAUCAUUUGUUUUUCAACAGGACAAUGAUCCAACACCCCUCCAGGCUGUGUAAGGGCUAUUUGACCAAGAAGGAGAGUGAUGGAGUGGUGCAUCAGAUGACCUGGCCUCCACAAUCCCCCGACCUCAACCCAAUUGAGAUGGUUUGGGAUGAGUCGGACGGCAGAGUGAAGGAAAAGCAGCCAACAAGUGCUCAACAUGUGUGGGAACUCCUUCAAGACAGUUGGAAAAGCAUUCCAGGUGAAGCUGGUUGAGAGAAUGCCAAAAAUAAAGAAAAACCCUUGAAUGAGUAGGUGUGUCCAAACUUUUGACUGGUAGUGUACAUAUGUACAAAACAUUAGGAACACCUUCCUAAUAUUGAGUUGCACCCCCUUUUGUCCUCAGAACAGUGUCAAUUCAUCGGGGCAUGGACUACAAGUUGUCAAAAGCGUUCCACAGGGAUGCUGGCCAAUGUUGACUCCAAUGCUUCCCACAGUUGUGUCAAGUUGGCUGGAUGUUGUUUGGGUGGUGGACCAUUCUUGAUACACACGGGAAACUGUUGAGUGUGAAAAACCCAGCAGCAUUGCAGUUCUUGAGACACUCAAACUGGUGCGUCUGGCACCUCCUACCAUACCCUGUUCAAAAACACUUAAAUAUUGUGUCUUGCCCAUUCACCCUCUGAAUGGCACACAUACACAAUCCAUGUCUCAAUUGUCUCAAGGCUUAAAAAUCAUUGUUAACCUGUCUCCUCCCCUUGAUCUACACUGAUUGACAUCAAUAAGGGAUCAUAGCGUUCACCUGGAUUCACCUGGUCAGUGUAUAGCUGUGCUAGACUGUCAUUCUCAGUGAAAUCUCACUCUGUGUCCCUGGGGAGCAAUGAUUGGGUGAUGAGAUAGUGAGAGGGAGAGAGAGAGAGAUACAGGGACAUAAAAAAAGAAAGAAAGGAAGAGAAAGAUAUAGACAGAAAGAGAGAGAGAGAGACAGAGAUAAUUAGACAGUGAGUGAGUGAGGGAGGAGAGAGAGAAGGAGAGGGUAAAUAGAGAGAGGGAGGGAUGGAGGUAGAGUAUGUCCUCUCUCUGUCCGCUGUAGUGAUGUUUCACAGCUGGAAGCCGAUUAAUCAUAAAUAAAUAAAUGAAGGAGGGAUGGAGGAGGGAAGAGGGAGGAGGAGGGCAUACACUAGCGUCAGCAUGCACUGUCACCUUCCUCCUUCUUUCCCCUACACUUUUUGAAUAAGGUUGAAUGUCUUAAUUUGAAGACUUUUUAUGAUUCUCUUUUUGCUGUCACAAUACCCGACUCGCAUCCCACCAAAUGUUUACCAACAGACCUGGGAUUCAAACUGUCAACCCUUCGGUUGCUGGUCCGACCUCUUGGUUACAUGCCUCCUCUUAAAAAUGUAAAUAUAUCCAAUAUAUAAAAUGUAAAUAUAUAAAGCAUUUGUUUUCUCCUUAGGUUCUGUGGCAUCUGGAUAUCUUCCGUAGAAGUUUCCGGCAGCUGACCACUCACAAGUGUAUGGAAGACUCUUGCAUCUUCUGUGCCCUCAAGGUAGGUACAGCUCUGUGAAGUAAUAAUAAUAAUAAUAAUAAUAUGCCAUUUAGCAGACGCUUUUAUCCAAAGCGACUUACAGUCAUGCGUGCAUACAUUUUUUUGUUUUUUGUGUAUGGGUGGUCCCGGGGAUCGAACCCACUACCUUGGCGUUACAAGCGCCGUAGAAGUCUCUAUGUAGCUAGCAACGCGCCUGCCCCGCCCAUCUGAGGAUCUGUCUUUUUCAGCCAUAUAUUUCCUGUGUUUUAGGGGUACAAAAUCCACUUGUCAGUCAUUUAGAUCUCGCUGGAUUGAUUGCUUUCAUUUAACUCCUGCGACUCUUUCAUACUCUUGCUUUUGCCUGUCAUUUUUUCCCGUUAACGUUACAACCACGGAAAUGUUUGUAAUGACCUGUCAGACACACCCCGGUAAUGGCUGAAAUGGGCUCAAUGGAAUACAUUGUCUUUCCGUUGCAUCUAUAAGAACGCUAAAUCUUCGUCUGGGAUUUAACUCAUCAUCUCGACACUUACAUCUCAAGAAAGAGAAGAAAGAUAACAUUAUUUUGAUGUGUGUUCAUUUUUGGUGGAAUUGAAAAAAGUAAUCAUUUGAUACAGUUGAAGUGUUUACAAAUUAGACACGCUUAAAUGAAAGCAACUUCCAAAAAUGAAUUAUAGUGGACUAUAGGGAUAUUAUGUCUGAUCUUGCAAACAAUGUACAGUAUAGUAUGUAUAGAUAGGUGUGAUCUAGAGCCAAGCGUAUUGAUUUUUAGUCCGAGGGUAUACUGCUAUUGACACACUUGUUGAAUUAUGCAACAGAACGUGACAACAACAGUAAUUAAUGAGGCAGUUUAGACAGCUCAGGUGAGUGCCAGUAGGCCUAGACAGAGGACCUUUUUUUUUAUUGCAGCCCUAUUCCACCCCUUUAUGUUAAUCAAAUACAUAUAUUUUUAUUUAAAAUAAAUAAAUUAAAGAAAUACCUGAUUCCGUUAGAACAUUUAUAUGUGAGUGCAUUCUAAGAAAAAAACAGGGACAUUUUACAAUAAAUGUAAUACCUGCAAUCCCACCAAAAUCAUUAGAUUCCAUUCAUUAUUUGUCCGUGCCAGUAAAAUGUUUUAUGUGCUAUAAUUCAUUCAAUACCUGAUGGAUAAAAAAAAUUAGUUUCUUAGAAUUGUUUUAAAAACGUUUUAACAAUUUUGAUGACCGUUGCUAAUGUAGCUCCUACUGUAUGUAGCUCAGAGCAUGCGCUGACCAGCUGGCAAGUGUCUUAACUGACAUUUUCAACCUCUCCCUGACCCAGUCUGUAAUAUCUACAUGUUUCAAGCAGACCACCAUAGUCCCUGUGCCCAUAAAAGCCAAGUCUAAAUGACUGUCACCCUGUAGCACUCACAUCUGUAGCCAUGAAAUGAUUUGAAAGGCUGGUCAUGGCUCACAUCACCACCAUCAUCCCAGACACCCUGGACCCACUCCAACUCGCAUACCGCCCCAACAGAUCCACAGAUGACGCAAUCUCUAUUGCGCUCCACACUGCACUUUCCCAUCUGGACAAAAGGAACACCUACGUGAGAAUGCUGUUCAUUAACUACAGCUCAGCAUUCAACACCAUAGUGCCCUCCAAGCUCAUCACUAAUCCAAGGACCCUGGAAUUAAACUAACUCUUUUGACUCAUCACAUACGCUGCUGUUACUGUUUAUUAUCUAUCAUGUUGCCUAGUCACUUUAUCCCUACCUAUAUGUACAUAUCUACCUCAAUUACCUCGUACCUCUGCAUAUCGACUCGGUAUUGGUACCCCGUGUAUAUAGCCAAGUUAUUGUUACUCAUCGUGUAUUUAUUCCUCAUGUUAUUAUUUUCCUCUCUUUUUUUCUCUCUGCGUUGUUGGGAAGGGCCCGUAAGCAUUUCACUGUUAGUCUACAUCUGUUGUUUACGAAGCAUGUGACAAAUAACAUUUGAUUUGAUUUGUCGGUUAUAUCUACUGUGUGUUUAGUCCCUAAGCUCUUAUGUAGCAUUUAGCGCGUAUAAGUGUGUGUGUUCUACAGUAUACUGUGGGUGUAUUAUUGAUGCUGGGUAUCAGAACACAUAACAGUGUGUGUUUCGUAUGGUGUGUAUAGCAAUGCAUUCUAAUGAUGGUGUGUGUAGGGAAAUGUAUUAGGUUGUGUGUCAGUCUGAGUACAUUGUGUAGUGUAGCAGUGUUAGUGUGUGCAUAGUAUAAUGUAGUAUUGUCGGUGUGUACUAUGUUUGUCUAUAAGUGUGUGUCGGGCAGGGUGUGUGUGUGUGUGUGUGUAUAGUGGUGUAUUUGUUAGUGUCUCCUGAGCCUCUGUAAUUAAUUGGCUGACUGAAAGAGCUGAGACAGCAGAACACACACACACACACACACACACACACACACACACACACACAUACACACACACACACACAUACACACACUUGCACGCAGGCACACUGGCUUGUAGGUGAAGAAGUAUGGUUGGUGUAUAUGUGAGGCUAUAGAAAAGCUAGAGUUGAACAGAUUCUGUCUGCUGAUUAGACAUCAGGUUUUUUAUCAUCCCUAACUUGGGACACAAUGUUCACCACCCCUUGGCCCUCCGUCCGCACCGGUAGGAGAGUGUGGGAGUGAGAAGGAGAGAGAGAGAAAGGGAGAGGCUGUGUUUACACAGGCAGCCCAACUCUGAUCUUUUUUCCACUAACUGGUCUUUUGACCAAUCACAACAGACCUUUUUCAGAUCUGGUUGGUCAAAAUACCAAUUAGUGAAAAAAAAUCAGAAUUGGGUCUAAAUUCAGCCAUAGAGAGGAAGAUAGCGGGGGAGUGACCGCGGGAGGGAGAGAUGAAUGUGGUAGUGGUGUCGAUUGCUCCUGUCCUCUCUUGCUGUAGUAGAGUGAUGCUUAGGAAUUUUCCCCUCAGCUCAAUCACACACACCUCCCUCCUCCCCCUUUCCCCUCAGUUCAAUCACACACACCUCCCUCCUCCCCCUCUCUAUAUCUCCCCUCCUUCCUUUCUCGCUCCUUCCCUCCCUCCCUCUCUGUAGUGUAUAGUCCCCCUCUACUCUCCUUGGCGCAUUGCUGCAGUCAGCAGAGCCACCGUGACACACACACACACACACACACACACACACACACACACACACACACACACACACACACACACACACACACACACACACACACACACACACACAUUCACACACACCUCUCUAGCCUUAAAGGGGCAUCCCAGUUUGGCUAUAGUGAAACAAUGAGCGAACAGGUAAUAGUUGUAGUACUGUUGUAAUACUACUGCUCUAUCCUCACACCAUGGUAGACGUCCAACCAAGAUGCAACCACUUGGACGGAGUUGUAUUAUGGGAUGUUUUCCUCUGUUAAAGCUGCAAUUUGUUCAGUUUUAGUGUGUGUGUGUGUGUGUGUGUAUAGAGUAUCUUUGCCCAAUUCCAGUUCAGCAGUGAGCGUGUGUUACCGUCGGACGUGUUGCGGAGUGCGCUGGCCAAGACCUUCCAGGACGAACAGCGUUUCCAGCUGGGGAUCAUGGACGACGCAGCAGAAUGCUUCGUAAGUCUAACACACACGCACGCCUGCACACACAUACGCACGCCUGCAGACACACACGCCAACCCUCCUCAUGGAGAGCUACUGGGUGUGCAUGCUUUCACUCCAGCCCUAACACAUCUAAUUUUACUUGAUUAGCUAAAUAAGGUGUGUUUGAGCAGGGCUGGAACAAAAUCCUGCAGGAGGAGGGUUGUCCAUCUAACUCCUGUCUGUUUUGUGUCAUUCUGCCUCUAUUAAGACUCACAGCCCAGCUCUGCUAGCAUUAGCCAUUUAGCUAAGCACACUGUCCCUCUCUAUAGGAUUAUACAAGAGUCGUGUGUGUUUAUCCUAGUGUGUAAACAUUGAUACAGAUAAUUGCUUUUAAGCUAAUAAGAGAUGGAGAGAUCAGUCAACGGACAGAGGAGGGGAGAAGAGGAAGAGAGUGGGAGGAGGAGGGGAGGGGGGGACAGAGACAGAGCUAAAGGGAUAGGUGCUAUUUUUCAGUGUCCCUCUCCUACACAGCGGAGUUAGAUCCUCUCCUCGCCUCCACGCCUUGUGUGUGUCUGUGUGUAUGUUUGUGCCUGCAUACGUGUGUGUCAGACAGGUACUAUUUGAUCGAUUGGUAGUAAAUGUGUUCAGUCAGAACAUCCAGCAGGUCUUAUAAAAUAUAGAUGCUGCUACCACAAUCACAUUAACUAGAGCACACACACACACACACACACACACACACACACACAAACACACACACAUACAAUCUGUGUAACUCUGUGUGUGUGUUUUUGUGUUUCAGGAGAACCUGCUGAUGCGUAUCCAUUUCCACAUCAGCGCCGAGACCAGAGAGGACAUCUGUACAGCUGAACACUGUAUACCACACCAGAAGUUCGCCAUGACGCUGUUCGAACAGGUGGGACAUUCAUAUAUUAAACCACUUCCAUAACACAUUCAUAGGGAUAUUCUAUUUACAAAAGUGACAUAAAUGGUUCAAAAAGUGUCGGAACAGAAGACCAGCAGACACUCAGGCCCCUGAGGACUGGGGAUGCACAUCAGUUGUGUUCCUGCACCCAUACCGGCCCUUUGUGGAUAAGAGGACAGAAUGUCUCUGUAUGUCUUUAUAAUAUAUAUAUUUGUAUUUUUUUCAGUGUGUCUGUAAUAGUUGUGGAGCCACGUCGGACCCCCUUCCCUUCAUUCAGAUGGUUCACUAUAUCUCUACCACGUCCCUCUGGUAAGACAGACAUACAGUGGCUUGCGAAAGUAUUCACCCCCCUUGGCAUUUUUCCGAUUUUGUUGCCUUACAGCCUGGAAUUAAAAUUGAUUUUUUGGGGGUUUGUAUAAUUUGAUUUACACAACAUGCCUACCACUUUGAAGAUGCAAAAUAUUUGUUAUUGUGAAACAAACAAGAAAUAAGACAAAAAAACAGAAAACUUGAGUGUGCAUAACUUUUCACCCUGCCCAAAGUCAAUACUUUGUAGAGCCACCUUUUGCAGCAAUUACAGCUGCAAGUCUCUUGGGGUGUGUCUCUAUAAGCUUGGCACAUCUAGCCACUGGGAUUUUUGCCCAUUCUUCAAGGCAAAACUGCUAAAGCUCCUUCAAGUUGAAUGGGUUCCGCUGGUGGACAGCAAUCUUUAAGUCAUACCACAGAUUCUCAAUUGGAUUGAGGUCUGGGCUUUGACUAGGCCAUUCCAAGACAUUUCAAUGUUUCCCCUUAAACCACUUCAGUGUUGCUUUAGCAGUAUGCUUAGGGUCAUUGUCCUGCUGGAAGGUGAACCUCGGUCCCAGUCUCAAAUCUCUGUAAGACUGAAACAGGUUUCCCUCAAGAAUUUCCCUGUAUUUAGCGCCAUAGAUCAUUUCUUCAAUUCUGACCAGUUUCCCAGUCCAUGCCGAUUAAAACAUCCCCACAGCAUAACGCUGCCACCACCAUGCUUCACUGUGGGGAUGGUGUUCUCGGGGUGAUGAGAGGUGUUGGGUUUUCGCCAGACAUAGCGUUUUCCUUGAUGGCCAAAAAGCUCAGUUUUAGUCUCAUCUGACCAGAGUACCUUCUUCCAUAUGUUUGGGGAGUCUCCCACAUGCCUUUUGACGAACACCAAACGUGUUUGCUUAUUUUUAUCUUUAAGCAAUGGUUUCUUUCUGGCCACUCUUCCGUAAAGCCCAGCUCUGUGGAGUGUACGGCUUAAAGUGGUCCUAUAGACAGAUACUCCAAUCUCCACUGUGGAGCUUUGCAGCUCCUUCAGGGUUAUCUUUGGUCUCUUUGUUGCCUCUCUGAUUAAUGCCCUCCUUGCCUAGUCCGUGAGUUUUGGUAGGCGGCCCUCUCUUGGCAGGUUUGUUGUGGUGCCAUAUUCUUUCCAUUUUUUAUUAAUGGAUUUAAUGGUGCUCCGUGGGAUGUUCAAAGUUUCGGAAAUGUGUUUAUAACCCAACCCUGAUCUGUACUUCUCCACAACUUUGUCCCUGACCUGUUUGGAGAGCUCCUUGGUCUUCAUGGUGCCGCUUGCUUGGUGGUGCCCCUUGCUUAGUUGUGUUGCAGACUCUGGGGCCUUUCAGAACAGGUGUAUAUAUACUGAGAUCAUGUGACACUUAGAUUGCACACAGAUGGACUUUAUUUAACUAAUUAUGUGACUUCUGAAGGUAAUUGGUUGCACCAGAUCUUAUUUAGGGGCUUCAUAGCAAAGGGGGUGAAUACAUAUGCACGCACCACUUUUCCGGUAUUAAUUUUUUAUAAUUUCUUGAAACAAAUACUUUUUUUCAUUUCACUUCACCAAUAUGGACUAUUUUGUGUAUGUACAUUACAUGAAAUCCAAAUAAAAAUCCAUUUAAAUUACAGGUUGUAAUGCAACAAAAUAGGAAAAACGCCAAGGGGGAUGAAUACUUUUGCAAGGCACUGUAUCUGUCUAGUAUCAGUGCGAAUGUAUGUGUGUGUGCGUGUGAAUAUAUAUGUGUGUGUGUGUGCGCACGUGCACUUGUGUGUGCUUGUGUGUGUAUAGUACAGUGUUUGUAUAGUACAGUGUGUGUUCUUGAGGAUGUGUGUGUGUAGUGCAGUGUGUGUUCUUGAGGAUGUGUGUGUAUAGUACAGUAUGUGUUCUUGAGGAUGUGUGUGUAUAGUGCAGUGUGUGUUCUUGAGGAUGUGUGUGUAUAGUGCAGUGUGUGUUCUUGAGGAUGUGUGUGUAUAGUGCAGUGUGUGUUCUUGAGGAUGUGUGUGUAUAGUACAGUGUGUGUUCUUGAGGAUGUGUGUGAAUAGUGCAGUGUGUGUUCUUGAGGAUGUGUGUGUAUAGUGCAGUGUGUGUUCUUGAGGAUGUGUGUGUAUAGUGCAGUGUGUGUUCUUGAGGAUGUGUGUGUAUAGUACAGUGUGUGUUCUUGAGGAUGUGUGUGAAUAGUGCAGUGUGUGUUCUUGAGGAUGUGUGUGUAUAGUGCAGUGUGUGUUCUUGAGGAUGUGUGUGUAUAGUGCAGUGUGUGUUCUUGAGGAUGUGUGUGAAUAGUGCAGUGUGUGUUCUUGAGGAUGUGUGUGUAUAGUGCAGUGUGUGUUCUUGAGGAUGUGUGUGUAUAGUGCAGUGUGUGUUCUUGAGGAUGUGUGUGUAUAGUGCAGUGUGUGUUCUUGAGGAUGUGUGUGUAUAGUGCAGUGUGUGUUCUUGAGGAUGUGUGUGAAUAGUACACUGUGUUCUGUUCAUGAUGAUAUACAGGUAACUGCCAAAAUAAUGGAAACACUUGAGUAAAUGAGGGAUACAAAGUAUAUUGAAAGCAGGCGCUUCCACACAGGUGUGGUUCCUGAGUUAAUUAAGCAAUUAACAUCCCAUCAUGCUUAGGGUCAUGUAUAAAAAUGCCCAGUUGCCCAUUAUUUUGGCUGCCAUGGCUCGAAGAAGAGAUCUCAGUGACUUUGAAAGAGGGGUCUCAAAGGAGCAUAGGGGGUGUCAGUCACCAGAUUUCCACCCAAUUGAACAGUUAUGGGAGAUUCUGGCGCAGCGCCUGAGACAGCGUUUUCCACCACCAUCAACAAAACCCCAAAUUAUGUAAUUUCUCGUGAAAGAAUAGUGUCGCAUCCCUCCAAUAGAGUUCCAGACACUUGUAGAAUCUACUGUAUGCCAAGGUGCAUUGAAACUGUUCUAGUGGCUCAUGGUGGGCCAACGCCCUAUUAAGACACUUUGAUGGUGUUUCCUUUAUUUUGACAGUUACCUGUAUGUGUUUGUAUAGUUUAUUCCAGUGUGUGUUCUUGAGGACACGUGUGUAUGUUUGUGUCCUUGCUGCAGUAACCAGGCUGUGAGGAUGUUAGAGUGCAGAGAGAAGCCCACGCCCGACAUGUUUGGAGAGCUGCUCCGCAACGCCAGCAACAUGGGAGACCUACGCAACUGCCCGGUGAGUGUACACACACACACACAUACACACACACACACACACACACACACGUGUGCAUGCAUGCAAACAAAAACACUCACGCAUUGAUGAACACACAUUGACAGCUCUUUGUACUGGCUUGCAUGCAGGUGUGUGUGUGUGAGCUUUGUGCUGCUGCCUCAUGGUAAAGAGCUGUUGGUGUGAGGCUGUGAAUAGAUCCAGUGCUGCUCCACACACCCUGCCCCUCUCUGCCAGAGAAUCCACACAAAGGGCCUCUUCUCCGGGCAGAGCCUGGCAGCUGGCCCCUUCUACAACCCACCAGCUCUCCAGUCCCCAGUCUCCCUGCUAGUCACACCACCAUUAUCUUGUUAUUGUGAGGCUGAGAGGAUCCCUUCACUGCCUGUGAUAGUUUUGGCCCUAUGCUAUGUCCCUUGGGCUAACUGACCGUUUAUCCCAUAGCCCCAUGCACUUCUCCCGGUCCUAUUGUGUGUUGUUCAGAUGAGUGGUGUGUGUUGCUAUGAGAGUGUGUGUGUCCCUUUCUCAGGACCAGGUCAUCCUGGCAUAAUCCCUUCCUGUCAGUACCGGUGCCAGCCCAGUCCAACCCGCUGCCCAUGAAGGGUGUGUGUGUGUGUUUUUCUUUGUGUGUGUGUUCUGGCACUCUCUCUGGUUGCCAGGGUGUUCUCAGGCUGUUUUCGAGCCGGCAUUGCCAGCCCUGGUGUGUGUGUUUGCUUGUGUGUCUGUGCGUUUGUGUGUGUGUAUGUGUGUGCGUUUGUGUGUUCGUUUCUGUGUGUGUGUUCUGCCAGCUCUGUGGUGGUUUGUGAGUCAGAGGAAGGGUCUAGAACACACGGUUCUGAACUCAACAGAACAGAAGGCUACUGGACAAACACUACUCAGCAAACUAUCCCCCCUCCCUCUCUCUCUCUCUCUCUCUCUCUCUCUGUCUCUGUCUCUCUCUCAACAAUAUAGAGUCCUCUUCUCUCGCUCUCUCUCUCUCUCUUUUUACUCCCAGAUUCCAAAUAAGAUUCCUCAGAUUCCUUACAAUAAUCAUUUGAAACCAUUCUUCUACUCUUUGAAUAAUGUUAUUAUUUUCUGUUUUCUUCUGCCUCACUUCCAACCCUGUAGAGUAACUGUGGGGAGGUGUUGCGUAUCCGCCGUGUGUUGAUGAACUCUCCAGAGAUAGUGUCCAUCGGCCUGGUCUGGGAUUCAGACCACUCGGACCUGGCUGAGGACGUCAUUCACAGCCUGGGCACCUGUCUACGCCUGGGGGAUGUAAGAGACGCACACACGCAAACACACACAAACACUUACACACGAUGAUUAACCUUAGCAGGCUUUAGCUCAGUGGGCUAAUGUGGUCUUGAUUUCUUUAGAUUGCCCAGACAACAUACCUCAUACCUAUUCUUCUCUAUUUUAUCCUCUAGUACAUCUGAUUUCUCACCUCUCUCUUUCUCUCUUUCUUUCUUUCUCUCUCCUCCUCUCCCUCUCCCCUAGUUGUUCUACCGUGUGACAGAGGAGAGGGCUCGUCAGGCUGAGCUGUACCUGGUUGGUAUGGUGUGCUACUAUGGUAAACACUACUCCACAUUCUUCUUCCAGACUAAGAUACGCAAGUGGAUGUACUUCGACGACGCUCAUGUCAAAGAGGUGAGUCAGUGACUGAGUGAAUUAGUUAGUUAGAUAGUUGAUAUGUGUGUUAUCUAGAAUUUACCUGUAUAAAGGAUAUCAUUAAUGAAUAGAGUGAAUAGAUACUUUAUUGUCCACUUGGUUAGAACGGAAAUUCAUCGUCCCUGGAUCUUUGGGGGUUAAGUGCCUUGCUCAAGGGCACAACAGUAGAUAUGUUAGUUAGUAGUGUGUGUCUGUGUGUGUUAUCUCGAUAGAUCGGUCCUAAGUGGAAGGAUGUGGUGGCGCGGUGUAUAAAGGGUCACUACCAGCCUCUAUUGCUGCUCUAUGCUGACCCCCGAGGGACGCCGGUGGUAUCGCAAGACAACCCCUCCUCUAACCCCCAGCUGGACCUGCACUGCAGCAAGGCUGGCUAUGACAGCGAGGACUCUGGUAACCUUUAACCCCUGACCUCUGACCUCUAAACCCUAACCCUGACCCUCACCCCAAAACUCCUUAAGCUUGACACUUACCCUAAAACUCUCUCUCUUCUCCUUUUCUGUCUGUCUCUCUCCCCCUCUCUCUGCCUUCCUCCCUCUCGCUCUCUCUCUUUCUCUCUCUCUCAGGGCGGGAGCCCUCCAUAUCCAGUGAUACCCGUACAGAUUCCUCAGACAGCUCCAGCCACCGAGCAUCUCGAAAUCGCUCUCUCCACCAGUCAACAGGCAGCCACCUGUCCAAUGAUUCGCAGACCACCGUGGUCGGUAACCAUGACAGCGGCACUCCUGUACACAGUGCAGACGCAACAGGUGAAUUACAUAAUGUUACAAUACCACUUCAGUAACAUAUCUGAUUCAGCAAAUGAUUAGUUGAUCAAUUGAAUCAGGUGUGUUAGUGCUGGGCUAAAACAAAAGCCUGCACACUCUAUAGUCCUCCAGGAUCAGAGUUGGAGAACCGUAAACACAAAAACAAUCUAACCACCCUCUCUAUCUAUCUAUCAGACUCAGUAGCAGAGGCUCCCCCCCGUCCACCCUCCCCGACCCUGCAGCAGGGGGACUAUAAAGAGACAGCUGUGUUCCUCCUCUCCUCUCGUCGUCCCAUGUCGUCGUGCUCUUCCUCCCAUGCCGCCUCCUUUACCUGUUCCUCCUAUCCCGUCUCCUCCUCCUCUUCCUCCCGUCCCAUGUCCUCUUCCUCUUCCUCGGGUAUAGGGGGGUCUGUGCUGGGAUCUGAGGCAGGGGCCGUGGGGCCUCACUGGGAGGAUGAGAGCACUAGCAGCGAGUCCAAGUCUAGGUGGGUGCUACUGAACAUAAACACACAUUUAUACUGACACAUACAGUGCCUUCGGGAAGUAUUCAGACCCCUAGACUUUUUCCACAUUUUGUUACGUUACAGCUUUAUUCUAAAAUGGAUUAAAUAAAUACAAAUUCUCAGCAACCUACACACAAUACUCCAUAAUGACAAAGCGAAAAUAGGUUUUUAGAAAUGUUUGCAAAUGUAUUAAAAAUAAAACACUGAAAUACCUUAUUUACAUAAGUAUUCAGAACCUUUGCUAUGAGACUCGAAAUUGAGCUCAGGUACAUCCUGUUUCCAUUGAUCAUCCUUGAGAUGUUUUUACAACUUGAUUGGAGUCCACCUGUUGUAAAUUCAAUUGAUUGUACAUGAUUUGGAAAGGCACACACCUGUCUAUAUAAGGUCCCACAGUUGACAGUGCAUGUCAGAGCAAAACCCAAGCCAUGAGGUUGAAGGAAUUGUCCGUAGAGCUCUGAGACAGGAUUGUGUCGAGGCACAGAUCUGGGGAAGGGUACCAAAAAAUUUCUGCACCAUUGAAGGUCCCCAAGAACAUAGUGGCCUCCAUCAUUCUUAAAUGGAAGAAAUUUGGAACCACCAAGACCCUUCCUAGAUCUGGCCGCCCGGCUAAACUGAGAAAUCGGGGGAGAAGGGCCUUGGUCAGGGAGGUGACCAAGAACCCGAUGGUCACUCUGACAGAGCUCUAGAGCUCUAGAGCCUGAAUGCCAAGCGUCACGUCUGGAGGAAACCUGGCACCAUCCCUACGGUGAAGCAUGGUGGUGGCAGCAUCAUGCUGUGGGGAUGUUUUUCAGUGGCAGGGACUGGGAGACUAGUCAGGAUCGAGGCAAAGAUGAACGGAGCAAAGUACAGAGAGAUCCUUGAUGAAAACCUGCUCCAGAGAGCUCAGGACCUCAGAUUGGGGCGAAGGUUCACCUUCCAACAGGACUACAACCAUAAGCACACAGCCAAGACAACGCAGGAGUGGCUUCGGGACAAGUCUCUAAAUGUCCUUGAGUGGCUCAGCCAGAGCCCGCACUUGAACCUGAUCGAACAUCUCUGGAGCGACCUGAAAAUAGCUGUGCAGCAACGCUCCCUAUCCAACCUGACAGAGCUUGAGAGGAUCUGCAGAGAACAAUGGGAGUAUCUCCCCAAAUACAGGUGUGCCAAGCUUGUAGCGUCAUACCCAAGAAGACUCAAGGCUGUAAUCGCUGCCAAAGGUGCUUCAACAAAGUACAGAGUAAAGGGUCUGAAAACUAAUGUAAAUGUGAUAUUUCAGUUUUGUCUAAAACUGUUUUUGCUUUGUCAUUAUGGGGUAUUGUAUGUAGAUUGAUGAGGGAAAAAACAGUUUAAUCAAUUUUAGAAUAACGUAACAAAAUGUGGAAAAAAUCAAGGGGUCUGAAUACUUUCCGAAGGCACUGUACUUCCAUAUAGUCCAAGUCCAUGUGAGUGUUACACAGUAGAAGGCUUAUAUAACAAGUGUUGUGGUAAAGUUUGUUCUCCUUGCUUGUUACAGUAAGUUAACCUUUUACAGUGUUACCUGCUAUAUGUUUGACUCUCCAGUUCCUCUGGUGGUCGAUGUUAUCGGCCGGCCUGGAGGCCACGGAGGGAGGCCCUGAACAUCGACAGCAUCUUUACCCGCCAGAGAGGCUCUCCGCUGGGCUACAGCACCCUGCCCGGGCCCGGUCUACCUCCAAAGCUCCAUCAACACUGUCCAACUAACAUGCCUGAUCUGCAAGGGGCAGGAGAGGUGGCCUGGGGUGUAGGGGGCUUGGGGGGAGACACUGAGGGGGUGGCUGGGGUGGCAGGGAAGCCUGGGUUGCUAGGCAACGGUACGGACUGCCCCCCUCCUCCUCCCCUGUUGAGAGGGGCGGAGCUUCAGCCUUGUCUGAUCCAGAGAAUGGAGAGUGGCUACGAGAGCAGCGAGAGGAACAGCAGCAGCCCUGACAGGUACACACACACACACACAUCAUGGCAGCGCAAUGUGUUUUGUCCUUGUUGUAGUCUCACAGAGUUUCUCUCUCUCUCUCUCUCUCUCUCUCUCUCUCUCAGGGAGGUAGGUCAGAAGCGUGUGUUGAUGUCUGGUCCAUCGUGGCGCUCGGUCCCCAAGUCUAAGAGCACCAGUGCCAUCCUGCAGGAGCUGCCAGCACCUAGCUGGGGCAGGAACAACAACCUGGGUGUGUGUAUAUAUGUGUGUGUGAUAUGUAAUGGUGUCAGAGUGGUAGAGUGUAUGUGUGUGUGUGUGUGUGUUUGUACAGUAAUUAUACUCAAAAGUUUGUUUCUCCCACGUUCCUGUGCGUGUGUUUGCAUACGGUGUGUGUGUGUGUGUGUGUGUGUUUGCAUACGGUGUGUGUGUGUGUGUUUGCAUACGGUGUGUGUGUGUGCAUGCGUGUGUUUGCAUACGGUGUGUGUGUAGGCGCUGGCCGUAGCGAGCUGGAUGAGCUUCAGGAGGAGGUGGCGAGGAGAGCGAGGCAGCAGGAGCAGCAGAGGAGGAAAGAGGCAGAGAGAGAAGCUGCCCUGGGCUUCAACCCCAGACCCUCUAAAUACAUGGACUUAGACCAGCUGCAACACCAGGGUGAGGGCGGGAGGGUGUGUAUGUGUGAGAGGGAAAGUGUGUCACCAUGACUUGACUGUCUGUUCCUUACACGUCCUCCUUUGGUGGCUGUCUGUCCCGUCCUUUUGUCUUGUCAGGACGCUAGAGAAGAUACUUUUUGUAUUGCCUCAUUUUGGGUGUGUUUAUGGAUACCUACUGUGUGUGUAUGUGUGUGAUGCUAUAACAGUGUAUAGAAGAGUUUUCUCGACUCCCUGGUCUUGGAGAUCUACAGUGUGUGCAGGCUUUUGUUUUGGCCCAGCACUGACACACCAUCACUGGGUGGUUAAUUUAUUAAUUGAAUCAGUAGGGGCGUGUGUCCCUGUGUGUCUGGUUGUCUGUCGUUCAACUUCUUCAACACACACACACAUCCGCACGCACGCAUGCACGCACACACACAUAACCUGCGGGUAAAUCGGUGGCAUUAUUUAUAUGCGAUAUAAUGGUUUUAGCGUUGCAUACCAAUGUUAAUGCUUUAAGCUAAUAAUAACCACCUCAGUCUGCCUAGCCUGGUUCCAUGUAACACAUCACAUCUAACAACAGGAGAGGAACAUCACUGCACUUCUUGCACAGUGCAAGUCAACAUUGAUACAACUCAUUGGGAACCUGCUUGUCGUCUCUGAACGUACCCCAGAUUUGAUGGUUGCUCUCCUGCUGUGUGUCUCUGCAUCUUCUCCUAACCCACUAACACCUCAGACAGCACUAGGGUUAAAUGCUGCACAAGCUGAUACUAGAUCUGUUCUGAAGGCCAGCGUCUUCCCCUGACCUCACGACCCCAGCUCUGCUCUCUCUCUUGAAAACCUCAUCUCUCUGUCAUUGACUAACCGACGCACGCACACACACACACACACACACACACACACACACACACACAGACACACACGCAUAAAGGAGCUGUUUGCAUGCUGGCCCCCUCAUAACCACUCCUCUACUCUGCUUCUCUUUUUUCUGCCUCUCUUUCCUCAAUCCCUCUUCCCCCUCUCUUUAUAUUUUAUUUAAUAUCGGUAUUAUUUACAACUUCUUUCUAUUUCCAUUUAAAAACUUUGCCACGAUCAGCAACGUGAUGUUAUAUACUCUCAAAGAGAGCUAGGGGCGCUAUCGUAGAUGCUGCUCGCUGAUAGAUAGAGAGAGAGGAGAUAGCGCGAGCGAGAGUAUUAUCUCUCUCGCUUAGAUAUAGCUCUCUAUCUCUAGCUAUACUAUCUCUCUCCUCUCUCUCUCUUUUCCAUCGCUUCCCUCUCUCUCUAUCUCUCUAUUCUCUCUCUCUAUCUAGAUCUCCUCUCUCUCUCUCUCUCUUUUCCAUCUCUCGUUAACAUUCCCAGCUGUGCUCAGCCCCUUGCAUGAGGCUAAUGCUCAUAGUGGAUUGGCUGUAGCUGCGUGCAUGAGGAGCACUUGGGAACCAAUCACACAGGAUUUGGAGCAGGAGACAAGAAGCGCCCGUCCACAGGGGCAUCUCAGGUACCAUAACUGUCCCCUGUGUGUCCCCAAAACCCACCCCAGGACCCUUCUGUGUGUGUCCCAGCUCUGCCUGUCCAAAACAAAAACUAACUCCUCUGUGUGUCGUGGAGUGGAAAGUGUUUCUGCUCUGAGAUAGGUGGUCUGUACUGGUCUGUAUUUGUCUGUGUUGGUCAAUGCUGGUCUUUACUGGUUUGUACUGGUACUUGUUGUGUUGAUGGUGAGAUAUCUGGUCCAGACCUGUCUAGGAGUGGGCUGUAGGUCUGUCUGCCUUUCUGCCUGUCUGUCUGUUCGUGAGGGGCUGAUGCUGUGUUGGAUGGGAAGUGUACUGUAUAUGUAGUCAGCAGGGGAAGAUGAGGAGAGGAGACUAGUGCUUUCCCCUCAUUCUUUACUCCUCUCUUCCAUCUCGUUAUUUAUUCCCCUCUUCCUCUCCUACUAUGUCUUGUUCUUAACACCUCUAUCUCAUUUAUUCUUUAUUCCCUUAUUAUUCUUUUUUCCUCUCCUCUAUCUGGUUCUUUAUUUUUCUCUUCCUCUCCUCUUCUAUUGAUCAACGUUGAGCUGUGAUUAAUGGGUGACUGCUGCAAAGGCUGCUGGGUAAUUACUGAGCCAGCGGAGAUGUAGAGAGUUAAUGUGGAGGGUGGUGGAUUGUGUUUGUGUGUUUGUGUGCUUGCUUGCUGACUGGUGUCUUGAUGAUUAAGUGUCUUAUAGCUUUAUAAAUCCUACAUUACACAGUCAUGAGCCUGACAUAAGAUGCUUUUAUUUCAACAUAUUUCAUUUUAAGUGUUUAAAAAAAAUCCUUUAUUUAUUCUGAUUGUGAAUGGCUGCUGAGCGUCUCUGAUCUGCCCCUUUUCUCCUGUCGCCCAAUCAGUGAACAGCCUGGCCCGCUCCAAGUACUGCUGACGCCCAAUCAGGAGGGGGAAGAGGUCCGGCCAGCCUACCAGGAUGCAGCCCUGGGCCCUGGCCAGCCCUCUCUCUCCUAUAGACCCUCCCCCAACCUUAUCCCUUUCCACUCAUCCCUCCAACCCCCUCCCAGCAACAACCCCCCAGCACAGGUUGAGGAGGGGAGAGAACAGGUCAGGAGGGAGGAGGAUGGGGGGAUGAGUGAGGUCAGGGGACAGGGACUGAGGAAAGUUGAGGAGGGGGAGCGGGUGAGGAGGGGUGAGGAAAGACAGGGGAUGAGGCUGGAAGAGUUGUUACAGGUUGGGGGUGUGUGUGUGAGACCUCUAGGCAGACACCUGGCCAUCUCUCUUCCCUCUCUACCUCUCAGACUCUGGGAUAUAUCAGACACACACACUACCCCCUCACACACAUAUUCACACUCUGACUCCCAACACACACAACCUCCACCCCCACAUUCAAACCCUGACUCCUCACACAUAUAUACAAACCCUGAGCCCCCACACAAACAGUCUGACCCUACACCCAACCCCCCCUCAUCCCGCAGUCAGCCCCACCCCUCUCCCCCCACCAUCUCUUCUGAUUGGCCCAAUCAAGGUUCUGCCUCCAACACCAUCACAAGUCAUUGGUCCUCCUGGAGCUUGGACCGCCCAGAUGCCGUGGUUACGCCAUAUGACACACCUCCAGACUGCUGCCUCCCCAUUAAGGCACACCUCUCCCACCGAAAAUACAACUCCCAGCCUGCCCCUGGGCAGCAUGACACCUGUGACCCUGAGGAGGCGGAGUUAUCAGAGCUGGACUUCCUGUACCGGGCCAGCCUCCAGGCAGGAAGUAGAGGUACGUACUGUAGAUAUUGUAGUUGUGUGUAUGUGUGUUUAUGUUUGAAGUGUGUAUGUACAGUAGCUGUGUGUCUAGUGUGUGUAUGAAGCUAUGUGUGUCUAUAUAGUGUGUAUGAUCCCUGACCUCCAGCUUUUACCCUGCGUGUGUCUAGGUGGCAGCCCGGCCGGGAGGCUGCAGUGUGGGGUAAGAGGGCCAGCCCGCUCCCUCACUCCCAACACCAACAUGGAGAGGAGUGUGUACCGGACUGACAGCAACAGCACAAUUGUCCGCAGUCUGAGCGGCACAGUCAUCAACCCGCGUCGCCAUCGUCUCACUGCAGCACGCAGCUUUGUGAGUUUAUCAUACACAAACACCACAGGAGGUUGGUGGUAACUUAAUUGGAGAGAACGGGCUCGUGGUAAUGGCUGGAGUGGAAUCAGUGGAAUGGUAUCAAAAACAUGGUUUCCAUGUGUUUGAUGCCAUUCCAUUGGCUCCGUUCCAGCCAUUAUUAUGAGGCGUCUUCCCCUAAGCAGCCUCAACUGACACACACACACGCACUGCUGCACUCCAGUGGUCAUGUUGUAGAGCUGCAUCUCUGUUUUUACCUCAUUUACCUCAUCUCAUCUGCACUAUCAUCACACUGUUCUCUUUCACUCACUCACUCACUCACUCACUCACUCACUCACUCACUCACUCACUCACUCACUCACUCACUCACUCACUCACUCACUCACUCACUCACUCACUCACUCACUCACUCACUCACUCACUCACUCACUCACUCACUUCAUAAUCAUCAUUAUCAUCACCCAGUCCUUUCAUGACCCCUUACCCUUCACCUCUGGGGCCUGUCCGUCACUGUGUUGUCCCUCCCCCUGCAGGAGAUGCCCAAUGGCGUGGGGAGUUUCUGGUGUCUGACGGGGGUGAAGCUGACUUCAGACCACUUAAGACAGUGGUCUUCAGACCACUGACCUGCCUCCAUAUGCAUCUACGCUACAGGAACCUCCUAGGGCAGCUCUCUGGGCUCCUAACCCUCCACACUGCUACAGGCACCUCCCAGGGCAGCUUGAUGGGGUCCUUACCCUCCACACAUUACAGGAAACUCGUAGGGCAGCUCUCUGGGGUCCUAACCCUCCACACCGCUACAAGCACAUCCCAGGUUGGACCUCUAGGGUCCUAACCCUCCACACUGCUACAGGCACAUCCCAGGGCAGCCUUCUAGGGUCCUAACCCUCCACAGUGCUACAGGCACCUCCCAGGGCAGCUCUCUGGGAUCCUAACACUCCACACCGCUAAAGGCACCUCCCAGGACAGCUCUUUGCGGUCCUUACCCUCCACACCGCUACAGGCAGCUCCUAGGGCAGACAUCCGGAGUCCUAACCCUCCACACCGCUUCCAAGGCAGCCCUGCACCUCACCCACCGCCACAA